Messenger RNA from Caenorhabditis bovis, 1140 nucleotides. The record is from the annotation of a GenBank genome assembly. Lineage: Eukaryota; Metazoa; Nematoda; Chromadorea; Rhabditida; Rhabditidae.
AUGGAUAAUCGAGUGCAACGCAUUUGCCAAGGAUUUGAGCCGAUUCGAAAUGGGCUCGAUGAAAACUUUUUGUUGACGAAAUUGACGGCGAUGAAGGGUUGCGGAUGUAAAGUUCCUAGAGAUGUUCUUUUGAAUCUUUUGGAGACGUUUAAAACCGAUUUAGUGAUCAACAAUGAUGAAAUUGAUAUUGGACUUGAUAGUUGUGUGGUUCCAUUAAGGCAUAAAGGCCUUCGCCUUGUUCAGACAACCGACUUCUUUUAUCCAUUAGUGGACGAUCCAUAUAUAAUGGGUCGAAUUACUUGCGCGAAUGUUUUAUCGGAUUUGUAUGCAAUGGGAAUAUCGGAAUGCGAUAAUAUGCUAAUGCUUCUUGGUGUCGCUGUUGAUUUGAACGAAACCGAGAGGAACGUCAUCGUUCGAAUGUUCAUUGAAGGAUUCAAAGAUGCCGCCAGCGAGGCGGACACAAAAAUUCGCGGCGGUCAAACGGUUCGCUGCCCGUGGCUUCUUCUUGGCGGCGUCGCCACUUCAGUAGCGCAUGAGAGCGAGAUAAUCAAUGUGGAUCAAGCGGCGAUUGGCGACGUUCUCGUGCUCACGAAACCAAUCGGCGGUCAGGUCGCCGUCAAUUCAUACGAAUGGCUUCAGAAGCGAAAUGGGAAAGUCGACGAGUUGAAGUUGGACGAAUCGAGAAUUCGCAAGGCGUUUCGGCAGACUUGCGAGCAGAUGAGUCGACUCAACAGAAACGCCGCUCGAUUAUUGCACAAAUUCGACGCGCACUCGUCGACCGACGUCACCGGCUUCGGCAUUUUGGGGCACGCCGAAAAUUUGGCGCGAGUUCAAAAAGCGGCCGUCGAGUUUCUCAUCGAAACAUUGCCAAUCAUUGAGUAUAUGGACGAGAUAUCGGCGAGAUUGAUUGAAAAUGGCGGCGAGGGAUUUCGAUUGUUUCAGGGGCGUUCCGCAGAAACCAGUGGCGGCCUAUUGAUUGCGAUGUCUCCCGAAAAUGCUCAGAAGUAUAUCAAAGAAAUCGAAGAGCUUGACGGCUAUCCAGCCUGGAUCAUCGGCAAAGUCGUCGAGAAGACUUCGGACGUUCACGCGAGAAUAUCGCCCGAUUAUCAAACGAUUUCGAUUGCUUCUAGAUUGCCAUGA